AUGGCGAAAAGGCAGAGAGAGCAUUACAGAAAACCGAGACCAACUGGAUUGCCCAAAGAUGACGAAAGUAAAGCAAAGGAAAGACCACCACUAAAAGAGAGAAAACUUGGAAAAGGCGGAAAAGAUGAUGUAGAUGAUUAUGAUAAAUCUGGGAAACCAAAACCGACUGGAUUGCCAAAAAGAGAAGGCAAAAAAGACGAAAGCGAAGAAAAGAAAAGACCCCCACCAAAGGAGAGACGAUUCGGAGGAGGUGGAAAAGAUAGUGCUGAUACUGAUGACAAAACUGGAAAACCGAAACCAACUGGAUUGCCAAAAGAAGAGGGCGAAAAAGACGAAAGUGAAGUAAAGAAAAGACCUCCACCAAAGGACAGACGAGGAGGCGAAAACGAUAAUGAUGGGGAUGAUGAAAAAAAAAAACCGAGACCAACUGGGCUGCCGAAAGAAGACAAAAGCGAAGGAAAAGAAAGACCCCCACCAAAAGAGAGACAACUCGGAAAAGGCGGAAAAGAAAGUGACAAAAAAAAACCAAAACCAACUGGUUUGCCUAAAGAAGACAAAAGAGAAGGUAAACCAAGACCCACUGGAUUGCCAAAAGAAAAAGACGGUAAAAACAAGCUAGAAAAAGAUGGAGAAGAUGGCGAUAAAGGGAUAUAUGUCAGAACAAUAGAUGACUUGGUUGCUAUAAUUGACAAAAAUCUAUGAAUAAAUAAACAGAUUUGUAUCUUCACCAAAUGAAUAACCGGCAUGAUUAUGGACAUUGAAAACAAUACAUUUAUUAGUGAACAUUAGUUUAACUUUUGUUAUGUAUUUCUUACACUUUUGUACAGAAUAAAGAUA
Mytilus trossulus (common blue mussel) is the source of this 837-nucleotide messenger RNA. RefSeq names its product high mobility group nucleosome-binding domain-containing protein 5-like. The coding region runs from base 1 to 702 and encodes 233 amino acids. Lineage: Eukaryota; Metazoa; Mollusca; Bivalvia; Mytilida; Mytilidae. The transcript has 13 exons. The record is from RefSeq and is a predicted model, not a curated record.